Lolium rigidum is the source of this 1568-nucleotide messenger RNA. Its product is annotated as acyl transferase 9-like. NCBI's taxonomy places the organism in Eukaryota, Viridiplantae, Streptophyta, Magnoliopsida, Poales, Poaceae. The record is from RefSeq and is a predicted model, not a curated record. Bases 96 to 1361 code for a protein of 421 amino acids. The transcript is spliced from 2 exons.
CUGCACACAUCUCCCGCACCAAACUCAAUCAACCACCUCGCUCCCGCGCCACACACAGACACGAACGCAUCCUCCGGCGAUCCACCGCCUCCACCAUGGCCCUCACCAUCACCAAGUCGCCUCCGGCCCUGAUCCCGCCGGCUGGGCCCACCCCGGGCGGCUCCCUCCCGCUCUCCUCCAUCGACAAGACCGCCGCCGUCCGCGUCUCCGUCGACUUCAUCCAGGUCUUCCCCGCCGACGCGCCGCGGGACCAGGCACCCCUGGUCGCCACCAUGCGGGAGGGCUUCGCCAAGGCGCUCGUGCACUACUACCCCGUCGCCGGCCGCAUCGCGGAGCCCGUCCAGGGGGAGCCCGUGGUCGAGUGCACCGGGGAAGGGGUGUGGUUCGUCGAGGCCGACGCCAGCUGCUCCCUCCAGGAGGCGCGCAACCUCGAGCGCCCGCUCUCCAUCCCCAAGGAGGAGCUGCUCCCGCGUCCGCCCGCCCACGUCCGCCUCGAGGACACCGUGCUCCUCGCGCAGGUUACCAAGUUCACCUGUGGCGGAUUUGCUGUGGGCAUUUGCUUCAGUCACUUGGUGUUUGAUGGGCAAGGGGCAGCCCAGUUUCUGAAGGCAGUUGGUGAGAUGGCACGAGGGCUCCCUGAGCCGUCACUUAAGCCGAUCUGGGAGCGUGAUGCCAUUCCCAACCCUCCUAAGCCACCUCUUGGACCACCACCGUCUUUCACAGCGUUCAACUUUGAGAAACCAGUGGUUGAGAUCUCUCUUGACAGCAUCAAGCGUGUCAAGGAUCAGGUUGCAAGUGAGACCAGCCAGAAAUGCUCCACCUUCGAUGUGGUCACCGCCAUGAUCUUCAAAUGCCGUGCCUUGGCCAUUGGCUUUGCGCCCGACGCUGAGGUUCGCUUGGGUUUCGCUGCUGGCACGCGCCACCUGCUGAAUGACAAGCUGUCUUCGGUGGAAGGCUACUACGGGAACUGCGUGUACCCGGGUGGUCUCACCAAGACCAGUCAGGAAGUCAAGGAAGCGUCGCUAGUUGAGAUCGUCACGGCGAUCAGGGAAGCCAAGGACGCGCUGUCGACAAGGUUCCUUGACUGGAUGAGCGGCGGCGCCAAGGAGAACCACUACAACGUGUCGCUGGACUACGGCACGCUCAUCGUCACGGACUGGAGCCACGUUGGGUUCAACGAGGUGGACUACGGGUUCGGCGAGCCAGGCUACGUGUUCACCAUGAACGACGACGUGAACAUCGUGCCUUCCGUUGUCUACCUGAAGCCGCCCAAGCCGAAGCAGGGCAUCAGGCUGGUGCUGCAGUGCGUGGAGGCGCAACACUCUGCUGUGUUCAGCGAGGAGUUGCAGAAGCUUGCAUAGAGCGUAUGAGUGUGAAUGUUUACGUCCAUACAGUACUUUACAGGUGGGAUUGGGAGGUGUUGUAUUCUUUUUCUUUGUUGAAUUGCUUCUUGCAGCGUUUGCUUCCAAUAAAUCAGGGGUUCGUCGUUUCUGUACUUUGUACUGUUGUUAUACUAGUGAUGAUGAUCACCAUGUUACAUUAUACAUGUAUUGACAUUGUUGACACAA